Sinocyclocheilus anshuiensis is the source of this 1504-nucleotide messenger RNA. RefSeq names its product protein phosphatase 1 regulatory subunit 14A-like. The record is from RefSeq and is a predicted model, not a curated record. The coding region runs from base 56 to 535 and encodes 159 amino acids. Gene Ontology annotation, cellular component: cytoplasm. Gene Ontology annotation, biological process: regulation of phosphorylation. The transcript has 4 exons. Gene Ontology annotation, molecular function: protein serine/threonine phosphatase inhibitor activity. Lineage: Eukaryota; Metazoa; Chordata; Actinopteri; Cypriniformes; Cyprinidae.
UCCCUCGUGCUGGAGCAGCGCACCUACUCCGCCAGACUCCUGAUCAAUUAUUUGUAUGCAAGUGUCCAUCCGUGGGGUCAGUCUGGAGAUGGCUGCGAAUCGGGUGGGGAGGCGUUAUAACAAUAAGAUCCACUCACCGAACCGUGGUACCAGCCGGGAAGCUGGACUGAGCGUGCAGAAGAGGCAAGCACGAGUCACCGUAAAAUAUAACAGAAGGGAACUCCAGAGGCGCCUGGAUGUGGAAAAGUGGAUAGAUUGUGGACUUGACGAGCUGUAUUUGGGAAGGGAAGAGGAUAUGCCAGAGGAAGUGAACAUUGAUGAGCUACUAGAUCUACAGAGUGAUGAAGAAAGGAUGCAGAAGCUUAAGGACAUCCUUCAUACCUGCGGUAACAACACAGAAGUCUUCAUCACAGAACUGAUGAAUAAACUUCAUGGUUUGCAGAAACAAGAAGAUCUCCACAACAAUGGGAUUGAACAUCCCCAGCUUCACAUCUUUUCUGAUCGCCAGGGCUCUCCUGACACUGAGAGACACUGAGCAUCUGCUCAAACAUCUACAGCUCUUCAGUCUCCUGUAUCAAAACCACGUCAUAUCAAGGCAUCAGCAGCGCAUACUGCUGUCUUCAUUUUUUCAAGUAACAAAACAGAAAAACGCUAUAAAAAUAUUUAUGUAAAAAUCUUGCCUAAAGCUCAGAGUAAAACACUGAGUGACUGACCACUGCAUGGACCUGUGAAAAGUUGUCUUAAUAAUUUUGAAAUUUUGAAACAAUUAUAAAUGAGAGUCUCGUUUGUUACAAUAGAAGUGCUUUCACUGAACGUGUAUUUGUUAAUUUAAGCAAUUAUUUCUACCUGAUCCCUUAAAAUUGCUUUCGUUAGUAUAACCCACUAUAGUCAGGAUUAUAUGGAAAUAUUAAAUAACUUGUUUGGCUUUAAUAAAAACAGUUAAUUUUGUGAAUUUUAGUUCAUCUGUGAAAACCAUUUGUACAGUGCAUAGCAGCCAUUUUAAAUAGUUUUUUCUUAGAAAUACUGACCCAUGUUAAGGAUUUUUCUCAUGAAAUAUUUCUUGGUUUUUUAGAUUAUGCUGAACCCAUGAGUUUUUCACAAAUGGACCAAAGAUUUUUGGCAAAGUGCUUUUUAGAUUUGAAAUCAGUUACAGUAAUUCCCUGUUGUGUUGUGUAUGUCUGUGGUUAGAUUUUGUAGGAUCAAAUUAAUUUUCAGAAAAAAAAAAGUUUUGAAUAUCAGUGCUGAAUUUAAUAUGCUUCAUUAAAACUGACAGCUUAAGCUUUUUCCCAGUAUAGAAAUGAAGGCUGGUUUGUAACAAAAUCAUGAGGUAUUGUUAAUAUGUUUGCUGCUACUAUAUGAAUUACUCAAGCUGGUCAAAUUUAUUAUAUGUUUGAAGAAGACUCCACAUUUUGAAGAAAUUCUUGAGUUGAUUCUCUUCUAGCUCUGUAUUUUAGUUUGUAUAAUGCACCGGUAUGUUUGUUUGUACAGUGGCAGACUUCCAGAA